Molecule: messenger RNA, 441 nt
Organism: Leptinotarsa decemlineata (Colorado potato beetle)
Lineage: Eukaryota; Metazoa; Arthropoda; Insecta; Coleoptera; Chrysomelidae
Product: inter-alpha-trypsin inhibitor heavy chain H4
Source: RefSeq, a predicted model, not a curated record
UCGUUGUCUAAAAGUUCAGUAUCUCAGUUAACGUCGAUUAGUGAAAUGAUCGUUUUGAAGAUGAAACUUUUGUACUUUGUUGCUUCAUUGUGCACUAUUGCUUUAGCAGCUCCUAGUGAUAAUAGUUUUGUGGUCGCCUCCGAUGAAUCGGCAAAAGAAAACGAAAAGAGUACCAGUAAUGUGGCCUCAUAUCCUAUCAUUUAUGACAUGAACAUAAAGUCGAAUGUUUCAAAUCGCUUCGCUAAAACACUGGUAACUAGCAAAGUGAGAAAUGAAGAUACCAAAGCAAAAGAAGCAACAUUCACCGUAGUCUUGCCAGACAAAGCAUUCAUUUCCGAAUUUGUGAUGGAAAUUGGUGGUAAAAGUUAUAAAGCCUAUGUUAAGGAGAAGGAAGAAGCAAAAAAUAUCUAUAACCAGGUGAGUUAACGAUUUCAAUAAAUU